This is a messenger RNA of Ictalurus punctatus (channel catfish), 4400 nucleotides long. It is a transcript of the gene sez6b, whose product is annotated as seizure related 6 homolog b. Gene Ontology annotation, biological process: regulation of dendrite development; synapse maturation. The record is from RefSeq and is a predicted model, not a curated record. The coding region runs from base 407 to 3409 and encodes 1000 amino acids. Lineage: Eukaryota; Metazoa; Chordata; Actinopteri; Siluriformes; Ictaluridae. Gene Ontology annotation, cellular component: dendritic spine; endoplasmic reticulum; dendritic shaft. The transcript has 17 exons.
GCGCAGUACUGGAGGCGCGUAAACGAGGGCACUAUUAGAUUAUGUACGGUACGAAGUUAGCGCGCGCAGCUGAAGCCGUUCCGCUGUCUAACGCUAGGAGCCCAAACGGAGGCGGCGCUCAGCCUCAAAGCGACCAGAGCGGCUUAGCGCGCGCACACGUUCAACCAUUCCCCGCUCCUUCUACUUUUAUUAUAGUUAAGAGAUCCGAGCAGAUUCGAGCUCAGGCGGAGAGAUCGGAGGUCCCACUGCGAGCGUGUGUGUGUGUGUGUGUGUGUGUGUGUGGGCGGGCGCGCGCGCGCGCGCGCGUGUGUGUGUUUAUUGGAAGAGAGAGCAGCGCCUGUUUAUUUGAGCAAAGUGUUUUAACACGAGGACGCAUCAUCACUCCGGCAUAAAAGGAGACCAAAGCAUGAAGCCAGCGGCAGCGUUUUACAGAUCGAAGAUGCUCUUCUUGAUCACGAUAGUGAUGAUCGCACCGGGGAAAGGUUCCUUCAUGGAUGGGAAGAUGGCAGUCACUCAGAGAGGGGACUCUCUAGACUCAGAUGACAAACAGGGUGUUUUCCACAGAACACCAGACACAGGCAGAGAACUUCCCCUGGUCACUACAGCCCCGCCUUUCACCGACCUUAACCACCACUUUCAGUUCAAAACUAUUUCUCAACCUGAUACACGCUAUCAGGGCCAGAAACAGUUCAAAGAGAGCGGAGAUGUAGACCAUCAUCUCUUCAAGGCUCUGUUGGCUCAAGGGGCUCCUCAUGAGAAUGCAGUGCCAUUCUCCAAUGUGGCUACAGGAGCUUUCUCUGUGCAUGCUGCUAAGCUCACUGCGGGGAGCCUGGAGCAGAAUGGAGCUGCUGGAGAAACCCAGAGGCAGAGCUCCGAGGAACUGUCUACAGAAUCCCUGACCACCAUUAUCAUGCCAACUUCUGCUCCACCUCCCUGCCACACAGUUCCUGAAGAACAGUUAGGGCGUCUCCAUGCAGCAACCAAACAAGAGACUGAGGCUGUAACGACACUGGUGAUGACAGAAGAAGUGGAAACAUUAAAGACUAGAGAAAGACACAAGGGUUCUGCCACUGACGCAAGUGCAGUGACAUUGUCUGUGUCUGGGGAUCAGGAUGAUGAGACUACCACAACCACUAUUUUCACCACUACUAUUAUUACCACAAUACAGACUCCAGCUCCGUGCAGCAUCAAUUUCACAGCGCCAAGGGGCUACAUAGAGACACCAUCACAAGGCAGCUGUGACUACUCCAGCUUUGACUGCACGUACACCGUGACUGUCUACAUGGGCUACGGGGUGGAGAUUCAGGUGAUGAAUGUGAGUUUGGCUGAAGGGGACUCUGUGAGGUUUGAAGAUCUGGGAGGCUGUGAGCCAUCAGUGCUGGCUAAUGAGUCCAUCCUGAUAAAGGGCCUGGUGGUGCGCAGCUAUAGCAACCAGAUCUCCGUUCACUUCCACAGCCGACGGCCCUGCCACGGCUCCUUCCUGCUCCUCUACCAAGCGUUUGUCCUGAGCUGUAAUUUCCCUGAGCGGCCGGCCUACGGAGAUGUAACUGUCAGCAGUCUGCAUGCAGGUGGAGAAGCUUAUUUCUACUGCUUUACUGGCUACCAGCUUCAGGGUCCUUCCACCCUCACAUGCCUCAAUGCUACAACUCCGUACUGGAAUGGAAAAGAACCCAGGUGUAUCGCGGCCUGCGGUGGAAUGAUGAAGAACGCCACACUUGGCCGCAUCGUGUCUCCUGGUUUCCCCAGUAACUACAGCAACAAUCUGACAUGCAACUGGGUGAUGGAGGCUCCAGAAGGACAGCGGCUUCAUGUUCACUUUGAGAAGGUGGCGCUUGCUGAGGAUGAUGACAGGUUACUCAUCAAAAACGGGAACAACAUUGACUCCUUGACGCUCUACGAUUCUUAUGAAGUGGAAUAUUUGCCCAACGAGGGCAUCGUCAGCACCUCUAGAUACCUUUUUAUCGAAUUCACCACCGACGGCUCAGGCACCAACACAGGAGCCGCAAUCAGAUAUGAAGCUUUCGCGCCAGGGCAUUGCUAUGAGCCGUUUGUCAAGUAUGGCAACUUCACCAGCAGUGACAACAGCUACGCCGUGGGUGCAGUGGUAGAGUUUAGCUGCGAUCCUGGAUAUACGCUGGAACAAGGCUCCGUUAUCAUCGAGUGCAUGGACCCCAAAAACCCACAGUGGAAUGAGACUGAGCCUGCCUGCCGAGCGGUGUGUAGUGGGGAGAUCACUGAUUCUGCCGGAGUGGUGCUGUCUCCAAACUGGCCUGAAGCUUAUGAUAAAGGCCAGGACUGCAUCUGGGGUAUUCAUGUGGAGGAGGACAAGCGGAUCAUGCUUGACAUCCAAGUCCUCCACAUGGGAAUGAAUGACCUGCUGACAUUCUAUGAUGGAGACGACCUGACUGCUAAGGUACUGGGCCAGUACAGUGGCUCUCGGCCGCGUUUCAAGCUCUACACAUCUACAGCUGAUGUCACCAUCCAGUUCCAGUCUGACCCUGCCACCAACGUUUACGGUUACAACAAUGGCUUUGUGGUGCACUUCUUUGAGGUUCCUCGUAACGACACGUGUCCAGAGCUUCCUGAGAUCACUAAUGGUUGGAAGACUACUUCUCACCCUGAGCUGGUGCAUGGUACUGUAGUAACCUAUCAAUGUUACCCAGGCUUCGAGGUGGUGGGCACUGAAAUGCUCAUGUGCCAGUGGGACCUGACAUGGAGUGGAGACCUGCCUACCUGUGAGAGAGUGCUGUCAUGCCCAGACCCUGGCAUGGUAGAGCACAGCCGCAGGGUGAUGUCGGGUCCUCGACUGAUUGUGGGCUCCACAGUGCAGUACAUCUGCAACAAGGGCUACUCUCUGUCGGGAAACAGUCUCCUUUCCUGUUACAACCGCGAUUCCACUGGACCCAAGUGGAGUGAGAAACCACCCAAAUGCAUCUCUGAUACAUAUGAAGCCUGUAGGAACCCUGGAAUCCCAGCAUUUGGUGUCCAGGUAUCAGAGAAGCAGUUCUACCAAGCAGGAGAGAUAUUGCACUUCUCCUGCCAGAGUGGCUAUAAGCUCAUCGGAGAAGCAAAUAUUCGCUGUGUCCCCAGUCGCCCAGCGAAGUGGAGUCACCCACCUCCAGUGUGUAAAGCAGCAGCACUGGAGUAUGUAAAUGAGCGCAGGCUUGAUGUUGCCGGAACUGAUUUCAGCAUGGAAGGAGCCAAUGUAGUUUUUGCCAUCUUCAUCCCUGUAGCUAUAAUUAUGUUAAUCAUCAUGUCCAUAUACUUCUAUUUUUCAAGGGUGCUAGGCAAGACUUUUCGAUUGCCCAUGUCUGCAUCACCACAGUAUGACCAGAUCAGAGGCGAGACAGCCUUUGAGAACCCCAUCUACGAGACAGCAGACACGAGAGAGUACGAAGUCUCCAUUUAGACAUACUGCUUAUGUCCACACUGAGGACCUUAAGCCUUUCUUUGCCUUGUGGAGGUUCCCCAGCUACUUCCGCCUGUUUUCUGACCUCCUCUUAUCAUCAUCUCGCCCUUCUUGCCCCUCCACAUUUCCUCUCCUGGUCGGGUGUAAAUAUCCUGUUUGUCAGAGAAUUUCCACAAGUACUGCAAAGAGUGUGGAGAAUAUGAUCUUAUUUUUGUAGAGAUUCAAUAUCAGUGGUCUAGCAGCAGUGCUUUUACAGUUUUUAUCCGGUCAUGGAGCAAAAAAUCUGGAGAUGAAACUACUGAAAUUAAAGACUAGCUGCAUCCCAAAGUCUAGGCUGCAGCCUAGGCAGGUUCCUUUUAAUCAUUCAAUCACACAAAAUGAGAAGUAAAGGCACAAAAAGGCCACAUGAGCACACCAUUGGAGAAGCUCCACACCUGCAGUUGUGGCAUAAAUCACUAAAGAAAUUCACAUUUAAAUAUGCUUAACUAAGUAUGUUUUACACUAACUGACCAUUACAUUAUCUUAUAUUAAUUUAAAAACAUGAUAUAUGGACAGAAGCUUUACUCAUCUUCUCAUGUUUUCUAAAAUAAAAAACAUAAUAAAUUAGAUUUUAAAAAUGACAUACUUGUGCCUUUGCUUUCUGUCAUUUUCUUCAAAUUUCAGACUGCCACAAAGACUUAUGGGCUAUUGCAGGUUGAGAAGGAUACACCAGAUGCAUUCCUGAAAACUCUUGGAGUGCAGAUUGCAGCCUAGACUUCGACAUGCACCUACUGUCACCAAUCAUUUGUUGUCUCUCUAUAAUUCAUUUUUAAUUUAUUUGUUAUUAUUAUUCAUUUAAGUGUUCUAGUCUUCUUCAAAAGCACAGCGAGGCUGUAAUAAAACAUGUAGAACUGGAAUUUUGUUUUCCAUUCAUGAAUGUGACAAUAGAUCGGUCAUUCCGAUUAUGGUACAGAAAUGUUAUUUUGGAGGAAAAAAUAAACAAUCAAAUUGA